Molecule: messenger RNA, 2334 nt
Organism: Odontomachus brunneus
Lineage: Eukaryota; Metazoa; Arthropoda; Insecta; Hymenoptera; Formicidae
Gene: Creld
Product: cysteine-rich with EGF-like domain protein 2
Exons: 4
Coding region: 273-1406 (377 amino acids)
Molecular function (GO): calcium ion binding
Source: RefSeq, a predicted model, not a curated record
CGACAAAUCUAUGGAAGACACGUUUUGUCGUCUGUCCUUCUAAAUCUUGAAUGUCAAUCUAACCUGUUUGGCGCUUCAAAUGGAAUUAUUUGAAGUAAUCACAAUCUAAUCCAAGACAUAAUACGAUAAACGUUCAGGAAACGUUUGUUUUCCGUUAUUCUCUGAUCGUAAGGAGAACACACUCAGGUGCUUCCUAUAAUUUUUUAUACACUAUUGUACAUUAUACGGUUGUAUGUAUAUCGGUAACCGGUCUGUUUCAAUAUAAUAAUAUAAUGCAAGUGCCGACCAGUAUUGUUGUUUCGAAUUUGUUUGUGAUUGUAUCGAUUUGCAUAAAUAGUGUGCAAUGUGAGAAAGAAAAGCCGGGCAAAGAGGAAUUGAAGGAUCAGAAGCUUCCGCCCUGCGCAGCGUGCAAAGUGUUCACCAAUAGUUUCAAAAAAGGUUUAGAGAAAACAAGUCGUGGUAAGUUUGAGGGUGGUGAUAGCGCUUGGGAAGAGGACAAGCUUGGUUCCUAUGCUAACAGCGAAAUACGAUUGGUUGAGAUACAGGAGAAUUUGUGCAAAGACAUUGAACAAGGAGAGACACAGUGCCACAGUUUAGCUGAGGAUUUGGAAAGUUUGAUAGAGGAUUGGUGGUUCAAACAUCAAGAUACUUAUCCAGAUAUAUACGAUUAUAUUUGUAUAUCAAAGACACAACGUUGUUGUCCCAAGGAUCACUAUGGUCCAAGCUGCAAACCAUGUUCAGGAUAUCCAGACAAAGUGUGCAGUAAUAAUGGCAAGUGCAAAGGAGCUGGCACUAGAAAAGGAAGUGGCAGUUGCCUCUGCGACAAAGGUUAUAUCGGAGACAUCUGUUCAGAGUGUGCUUCAGGAUACUAUGAAUCUUACAAGGAUGAGAAGACCUUGCUGUGUUCUGCAUGCCAUGCAGCAUGUGAGGGACCCUGCAAAGGUGCUGGGCCGAAGGACUGCGAGAGAUGUGCAAGUGGAUGGCAAAUGAUAGAGGACAAAGGCUGCUUUGACAUCGAUGAGUGUCGAAAAAAGAUCUGCUCUAGGAAUGAGUUUUGCAUAAAUAAAGAAGGAGGAUACUCUUGCUUAGCUUGUGACAGAGCUUGUGAUGGUUGCAUCGGUGAUGGUCCAGAUAUGUGCAUCAAGUGUGCUGAGGAAUAUUAUAAGAAAGAAAAUGUGUGCAUAAAUUCGGACUUGCUCAACCGCAAGAAACAGGAAAAUCUGACGCGAUAUCUGACGUAUCUUGGUCUCUGUGUCGCGACGUGUAUCAUCUUGCAGCGCAACAUUUACGCGGCAGGCGCUAUCGGCCUGCUAGUCGCGGUGUACAUAUCCGUCUCGGAGUAUAUGAUCGCAAACAGCAACGUCCAAGAUACCACAGCGAACAUGGACAUUCUAGGACCAGCUUAAAUAGGCACACAAUUUUCAACGAUUCUCUCCGCGAAGCUAUUUCGUGUUGUACUGACAGAAGGAAUCAUCAUUCACAUGUAAAAUAGAUCAUGUUAGAAUUGAUUGUAACGUGUCGUUGAGCGCGAGUUGCAAAGGAUAGAACAAUUUUAUUUAUAUUAUUAAAAAAGGAAACGAAAAAAGGAAAUAUUCUGUUGAUAUAUUUUUCAAAUUAGAGAUUUUCUGAUGUAUGUUUCUGUUUUCCGGUUUGGUUAUAAAAAUCGCGUGAUUUUGAUUUAGAUAUAUAUUUUUUUGUCAGAGUCACUACGGUUUUUUUGUCCUGUGUGCACUCUUAUCGUAUAUGUUACACACACACAUACACACACACACGUUACUGUAUAUAAUAUAUUUCUCAGCGCAAGAUAACAAAAAAAAACGAGAGGAUAUUGGCGGAUUUGACAUAAAGUGCAUUAUACAAGGUGAGUGUAUUAGACAUUUUUAUACUCGCAUAAAAGAGGGUAUAGAUGACUCUCUGAGACAUGUGCACCUGUAGUUUCUGGUAGAAACACUACAAAAAGAACAACGUCGGCUUCAACGCGAAGAGGAGAAUGUGGGAAUAUCGUCAGUGAUAAACUUUAAACACGAAAGUUCUGCCUCGCGUGUGUCACAAGCUCGCUGUAAAUUCCUCCUUAUUUCAUCUUAUCUCGUCGCUACGCACAAAAUAUCGUGAAAUUUGAUCAUACCGAAGAAUAAAAUUUCACACUCUUGCGAGUAGGAAUCUAUGAUAACGUUCACCAAAGAAUACGGCAUUACAUACAUAUAUACAUAUAUACAUUCUGUAUUUGAUAUACAUACAUGCAACUUCGAUUCAUACAAACGCAUUGUAUGUAAAACAAAUACUCUCUCGAUAAGUAAAUAUAUUACGAAAAUAAAAGAACUUUAUUAUCUCUCA